AGAAAUUGACGUAUAUUGUAUGGUGUUGUGGAAUAUGUGUUGUAGGUACUGCUAAAUUGUGAGGAAAUAUUUUAUUAAAAGUGAUUCAUCUUUUCUUAUAUAUAUACGUUAGCUUUUGGGUAAAUUAUCAAAAUGGGUUUAACUAUUUCAAGUGUUUUUACGAGGCUCUUUGGAAAAAAACAAAUGCGUAUUCUAAUGGUUGGACUUGAUGCCGCUGGAAAAACUACCAUACUUUAUAAACUUAAGUUGGGCGAGAUUGUGACAACAAUCCCAACCAUUGGCUUCAAUGUGGAGACAGUCGAGUACAGGAACAUCAGUUUCACUGUUUGGGAUGUCGGUGGCCAAGAUAAAAUCCGACCCUUAUGGCGUCACUAUUACCAGAACACCCAAGGACUUAUUUUUGUUGUCGAUUCCAGUGAUACUAAAAGAAUAGCAGAAGCUGAGAACGAACUAGCCAAUAUGUUGAAAGAAGAUGAACUAAGGGAUGCUGUAAUUCUGGUGUUUGCGAACAAACAAGAUAUGCCAAAUGCUAUGACAGCAGCUGAACUUACAAAUGCAUUGAAUCUUAACAAUUUAAGAAACCGACGUUGGUAUAUCCAAGCAACAUGUGCAACUCAAGGCCAGGGUCUUUAUGAGGGGUUGGACUGGCUGUCCAAUGAACUAGCAAAGAAGUGAAACCCAACAGGGAUCUUGGGAAAGUUCACCACACAUUCCCAAAAGGCUGGACAACAUAUUAUAAAUGCUGUCAAACUAACUUGAAUUGAAAGACUAAAAUUUGUAUGUAAUUUAAUUAUAUACCAAUAUAUUUAUUGUGUAAUGUAAGAGUCAGAUUUAUUAUCUUACUUUCCAUUGCAUUUUAUAUCGAGAGCUAUGAUUAUGUAUUCAAUGUCUAUAAAAUUUUGUGGCUUUUGUGAAUGGGUAACUUUAUAUUAUUCAAGUAUGCUAUAAUUUUGCCAUAAUUAUGCAGUAUUUUACAUUAUCAAAUUACCAAUUCAUAUUGUUGUAGCAUACAUCAGAAAUUGGAUUGAAUCAUACACUUUUACAUUGAAUGUCAUUGAUGCUAGUAAUUUUAAAAUACAGUAUAAACUCUAUAUAACGUCACUUAAGGGACCAUGCAUUUUUCGACGUUAUAGAGAGUGGUCGUUAAAUGGAAAGAAAGGAAAAAUUGCAUGAUUGGUCCCGAGACAGGAAUAUUAUUUUGACAUUGCCUAUGAAACCAUGUUAUCAUCACUUGAUCAAGGUCUUCAUAUUGAGGUUUCUUCAAUUUUUUGGCAGAUCGUCCAUCUUCUUCGGCAUGCAGAAUUUUUUUAUUUAACGUGUAACUAACGAAGGCCAAGUAGUUGAGGUGAACAUGUGUAAGUUCAUUCACACAUCAAACAAACGACUGCAUUUCUUAGAAUCUUCGGUAUGUCAGUAAAAAAGAAUGUACACAACUACAUUUUCAUUGAUUUCGGCAACUUAGUCAGUACUUCCUAGUAAUUGGUAAUGUCUUAUUGUGGUCGUUAAUUAGAGUGAGCGUGAUGCUAUAUGGAGUGUAUUAUUGUAUAGACAACAAUAUAAACCAACCAAAGUCGAGAAAUCUUGACGUUAUAUGGAGUUUGACGUUAAAUGGAGUGUCGUUAUUUAAAGUUUACACUGUAGCUAUGAACUUUUAUUACAUACAUGGUUGAGAAAAA
This is a messenger RNA of Colias croceus (clouded yellow), 1676 nucleotides long. It is a transcript of the gene Arf102F, whose product is annotated as ADP-ribosylation factor 2. Lineage: Eukaryota; Metazoa; Arthropoda; Insecta; Lepidoptera; Pieridae. The transcript has 4 exons. The record is from RefSeq and is a predicted model, not a curated record. Gene Ontology annotation, molecular function: GTPase activity; GTP binding. The coding region runs from base 133 to 675 and encodes 180 amino acids. Gene Ontology annotation, cellular component: plasma membrane; cytoplasm. Gene Ontology annotation, biological process: vesicle-mediated transport; intracellular protein transport.